Amphiprion ocellaris (clown anemonefish) is the source of this 6553-nucleotide messenger RNA. Its product is annotated as metabotropic glutamate receptor 7-like. Lineage: Eukaryota; Metazoa; Chordata; Actinopteri; Pomacentridae. The record is from RefSeq and is a predicted model, not a curated record. The transcript has 11 exons. Gene Ontology annotation, molecular function: group III metabotropic glutamate receptor activity. Gene Ontology annotation, cellular component: membrane. The coding region runs from base 741 to 3473 and encodes 910 amino acids. Gene Ontology annotation, biological process: regulation of synaptic transmission, glutamatergic; G protein-coupled glutamate receptor signaling pathway.
GUGUGCGCGCGCACGAGGGUGUUUCGUGCGUGCGUGUGGAUUCGUGUGUGCGUGCGUGUGUGUGUGUGUGUGUGUGAGGAAAAAGAGAGAGAGGGGGGGAGAGAGAGGUAGAGCUGUGGAUGGUGGAGGGACGCAGCAGGGCUCCAUCCAUCCUCCGGCUCCGUCAGGACUCUUCAUCUCGCUCACCGUUCGCUUCGUUCGGACACUUUUCCGAGCGCAGGGACGCCGACGGCCGCGCGUCUCCGGUUCCUCCGCAGAUCGCAGACAGGUGGAGGAGCGGGUGAGGAGGUGGUGUCGCCCACGGCUCGGCUCGCAGUUUUCUCUCUCCUCCCCGCCGCCGCCGCCUUCACAUCUCCGGGCUUUGAGGAAACUAACUGAAGGUGUGACGCGGAUCCGCAGGUGCGCUCAGGUCCGGAUCCUCCGCUGCGUCUCCGGGAUGUGAUCGCAGCUCCGGACGCGGCUGGGAGGGUUUGUGUGAGCGGCUGGAGGAGUUCACGGAGCGCUUCUUCUUCUUCUUCUUUUUCUUCUUCUGCCCGCUGAUGCUGCGCUUUUUCUCUUUGUUUCUGGAAUGGGAGCAACAAGCGGCAGAGUGCGGCAGCGGCAGCAGCGGCGGCGGCUCUGCGCUCUCCUGACGCGGACAACGCGCUGCUGAAGCCUCGGUGCGGGUGCUGGAUAUCCACCUGCGGGAUUACUGCGUCCUGAGCGGGUGUGUGUGUGUGUGUUAUUUUUUAUUUCUGGGAAUGAACUGUUGGAUUUCUGAAACUCUCCAAAGAAGCGCGGCGUCUGUUCCGAAUCCGGUCAUGGCCAGGCGCUCCGGUAGACCCCCCCAGCUGCUCCGCUUCCUGUGGCUGCUUCAAGCCCUCCUGGAUCUGGCCGGCUCCCAGGAGAUUUACGCGCCACACUCGAUCCGGGUGGAGGGCGACGUGACGCUGGGGGGGCUGUUCCCGGUGCACGCCAGGGGGGUCCCGGGGAUGCCGUGCGGGGACAUCAAGAAGGAGAACGGCAUCCACCGGCUGGAGGCGAUGAUGUACGCGCUGGACCAGAUCAACGGCGACGACGAGCUGCUGCCCAACGUGACCCUGGGCGCGCGGGUCCUGGACACCUGCUCGCGGGACACGUACGCGCUGGAGCAGUCGCUGACGUUCGUGCAAGCGCUGAUCCAGAAGGACACGUCGGACGUCCGCUGCACCAACGGGGAGCCGCCGGUGUUCGUGAAGCCCGAGAAAGUUGUCGGGGUCGUCGGCGCGUCCGCCAGCUCCGUGUCCAUCAUGGUGGCCAACAUCCUGCGACUCUUCCAGAUCCCCCAGAUCAGCUAUGCAUCCACGGCCCCGGAGCUCAGCGACGACCGGCGGUACGACUUCUUCUCCCGGGUCGUCCCUCCUGAUAGCUUCCAGGCCCAGGCGAUGGUGGACAUCGUGAAGGCCAUGGGCUGGAACUACGUCUCCACGGUGGCCUCGGAGGGCAGCUAUGGGGAGAAGGGGGUGGACGCCUUUAUGCAGCUGUCCAGAGAAGCAGGUGGAAUCUGCAUCGCUCAGUCCCUGAAGAUCCCUCACGACCACAAACCCUCUGACUUUGAUAAAAUCAUCCGCCUGCUGCUGGAGACCCGGUACGCCCGGGCGGUCAUCCUGUUCGCCUCCGACGAAGACAUCAGGGGUGUCCUGAACGCCAGCAAGCGAGCCGACCAGGUGGGUCACUUCCUGUGGAUCGGCUCCGACAGCUGGGGGGCUAAAAACAGUCCCAUCUACCAGCUGGAGGAAGCUGCCGUCGGAGCCAUCACCAUCCUGCCGAAGAGAGCCACCAUCAGCGGCUUCGAUGCGUACUUCACGUCACGGACUCUGGAGAACAACCGCAGGAACGUGUGGUUCGCCGAGUACUGGGAGGAGAACUUCAACUGCAAACUGAUGAGCUCCUCCAAGAAGGACGACAGCAGCAGGAAGUGCACAGGUCAGGAACGAAUCGGCAUCGACUCCAAGUACGAGCAGGAGGGGAAGGUCCAGUUCGUGAUCGACGCCGUCUACGCCAUGGCCCACGCCCUCCACAACAUGCAGCGAGACCUGUGUCCAGAAAACUCCGGCAUCUGCCCCGAGAUGGACCUGGCCGGGGGCAAGAAGCUGCUCAAGUACAUCCGCAGCGUCAGCUUCAACGGAAGUGCUGGUACUUCGGUGACGUUCAAUCGUAACGGCGAUGCUCCCGGACGCUACGAUCUGUUUCAGUACCAGUGGAACAACGUCAGCGGACCAGGAUACCGCGUGAUUGGACAGUGGACGGAGACGCUGCAGCUCAAUAUGGAGGACAUGCAGUGGCCUCGGGGCGAGCAGGACGUUCCCACCUCCGUCUGCAGCCUUCCCUGUAAAGCCGGCGAGAGGAAGAAGGUUGUGAAGGGCAUGCCGUGCUGCUGGCACUGCGAGCCCUGCGACGGCUACCAGUACCAGCCGGACGAGUUCAACUGCAAGCUCUGCUCCUACAACAUGAGGCCGAGCACCAACCGCUCGUCCUGCCAGCCCAUCCCCAUCAUCAAGCUGGAGUGGCACUCGCCGUGGGCCGUGAUCCCCGUCUUCCUGGCCAUGCUGGGCAUCGUCGCCACCAUCUUCGUCAUGGCCACGUUCGUGCGCUACAACGACACGCCGAUCGUCCGGGCGUCGGGCCGCGAGCUGAGCUACGUCCUCCUGACAGGGAUCUUCCUGUGCUACAUCAUCACCUUCCUCAUGAUCGCCAAGCCGGACGUGGGCGUCUGCUCCUUCAGGAGGAUCUUCCUCGGCCUCGGCAUGUGCAUCAGCUACGCCGCCCUGCUCACCAAAACCAACCGCAUCUACCGGAUCUUCGAGCAGGGCAAGAAGUCGGUGACGGCGCCGCGGCUGAUCAGCCCCACCUCGCAGCUGGCCAUCACCUCCAGCCUGAUCUCCGUGCAGCUGCUGGGGGUCCUGGUCUGGUUCAGCGUGGAUCCGCCCAACACCAUCGUGGACUACGACGAGCAGAAGACCAUCAACCCGGACCUGGCGCGAGGCGUGCUGAAGUGCGACAUCACGGAUCUGCAGAUCAUCUGCUCGCUGGGUUACAGUAUCUUACUGAUGGUGACGUGUACUGUUUACGCCAUCAAGACCCGCGGCGUCCCGGAGAACUUUAACGAGGCCAAACCCAUCGGCUUCACCAUGUACACCACCUGCAUCGUCUGGCUCGCCUUCAUCCCCAUCUUCUUUGGCACAGCACAGUCAGCAGAGAAGCUCUACAUCCAGACGACCACGCUGACCAUCUCCAUGAACCUGAGUGCGUCUGUCGCCCUCGGGAUGCUCUACAUGCCCAAAGUCUACGUCAUCAUCUUCCACCCGGAGCUCAACGUCCAGAAGAGGAAGCGGUCCUUCAAGGCCGUCGUCACGGCAGCCACCAUGUCCACCCGGCUGUCCCACAAAGCCAGCGACCGGCCCAACGGCGAGGCCAAGACGGAGCUGUGCGAGAACGUCGACCCCAACAGCUAAUUUCAUAAUUUAUCAGAGGUCCAGCAGCCAAGAAGAAAUAUGUGAGCUACAACGACCUUGUGAUCUAAUGGCAUUCCUCCAUCAGACUGCAGAGAGAGCGAUGACGGCGGGAGAUGUCUGGUCUCCUGCCCUGCUGGCUAAAAGCAAGAAACCAGAGAAAAAAAAUAGACGGACGGAAGGAUGUUUUUUUUAUUUUAAAAGUUUUGUGUGCUUCACGGCCCGCCAGAGACUGAGAAGCAAAGCCUGGUGGGACUUUUUCCUUUCAGACAUUCACUCGGUCGAAGAGAAGCGACAAAGCAAAGAGACGGAGACGCUUUUAAAAGAAAAAAAACACACAGAAGGCGAGGAAGAUAAAAAAUAACCCGAUGGCGGGAGCCGGCGGUCGUGUUGCAGCCUCCAGGUGGCGCUCGGUGGCGCUGGCGGGUUUCCACGCUGAUGAUGUCAAAGGAAGCAGCCGACCAGGAGCCUGCCUCCCUUCGUCUCUUUACGUACUUCCAAACUGCAAGUUUUCCAACCUUCCUGUCAACCCGUGUGCUGGUCUUUAUGGCGUUUACGUCGGCCUCCGGUCGGUCCGGUUUCCUUUCGUUUGCGAUGGUUCUGGUUCUAUUUUGCUUCUUGGAUGCACAAAGUUUUUUUUGUUGUUUUUCGUUUUUAUUAAAGCCAUAUUCUUCGCUUUGGGAUUUGGAGGGCUUUGCUCAUGCUGCCAACCGGAUUUUUGUCAUUAAACGUCAAAAAAAAACUUUAAACAAGCAAAAAAACUGGACGUCUGUAAAGCCACUGAAAACUAAUUUCCUCACUUAACUUCUUUACUGUGAGACGGCAGGCAUGAACAUCAUUAUUAUUAUUAUUAUUAUUAUUAUUAUUAUUAUUAUUAUUAUUAUUAUUAUUAUUAUUAUUAUUGUUCAAAUACAUUCAGAUAACUAAGAAAUUGCUCAAAUUGCCAAACCAGCAUCAAAUUUGGCAUUAUUUAUUGGCCACAAAUUUGGAAUAAAGUAAAAAGGAAGCCAUUUCCCAAGAUGGCAGACACUGGCAUCAUAUUUUUGUAUUUUUUAGAACAUCUUUUAACUCUUUAAUACAAUUUUUAUGACAUUAACUUUGUUCAAUGCAUUGUUGACACCUUCAAAUUUGAUUCUGGCAACAGAAAGCAUCUACAAACCUUUUAAAAUUCAGUAAAAUCUCUGCAAGUGCAAGAAAAACUUGACAUGAUUAAAACUCUAUAAAAUAAUUACUAUCCACUGAAAAAUGCUCCUAAAAAAAUCAACUUUCAGGUUCUCCAACAUUUCUGAAAACAACAGAGACAUCAGAGAAUUUCAAAACGAGUUCAUAAAGACUUCUGAACAACACCGAUUAUCUAAAUGUUUAUUACAAUGAGUUAAAACUCAGAUUUGAAGCUUUUCCUUCUCAUAUAUGACAGUCAACUAAAGACCUUUGGAGACUUUUAUGAGACUUUUGUCACCUCAGAGUCAUUUAAACUAGGAAAAAAAAGAUUAAUCGUGAGAGUAAUCAUUAGUAGCAGCCCCAGUUUAACGGAUCCACUGGGAUAAUUCCAUUUAUAUUUAGCCAAACUUUACCUUUUAAACCAGAAGAAUUAUUUAUUAGCAGCACCUGAUGAAUAACAGCUGUACCAACAACUGUCACUGAUACUGAAGGAAAUGUCAAAACAGCUGAUUUAGUAGAUAAUACUGCAAGUUGUAGAACUUCUGUCUUUUAAAUUGGGCUCAUUUAAAAAUGCAGUUAAUAUAUAUGAGAAAAGUUGAACUUAAGGUUCUACUAGUCAGUGUUCUAGAGACAAUUCUCCUCUAAAGUUAGUUGGAAACAUGAGCUAAAAAUCUGGAUUAAUUCACACAUUCCCAGCCAUGCUUUAAAUUGGAACUUUUCUAAAUGGAGUCUGGUUUGAUAAUGGUUCUUUCUAGAGCAGAAACUAACAUUUUCUGCUGUGUGGUCUAUAAAAUGUCAAAUAAAAUGAUGAAAAAUGUCCAUCAGUGUUUCCAAAAGUCUAAAGUAUUCAGUCUUCUGUCAUAGAGAAGGAAAGAAACCAGGAAAUGUUCUCGUUUAAGAUGCUGCAAUCACAGAAUAUAGACAUAAAACCAAUGAACCGAUCAUCAGUUAUUGCAGCUUUAGUAAGGAAACCAAACUCCAAUAACUGACUCCUCUCAAUGUUCAAACUUGUUUUAGAUUCAUGAUCUAAAACCCAGUUUUCAGAGGCUUUAACCAUCUAACAGGUUCCAUCCAAACUCGUAGCAUUUUCUUGGAAAUCCAUCAGUUCUUUUUCCUCCGUCAGACGCUUCUAAAAACCGUCUGCGAGUCCAAAAAAGAAAAAAAAAAGCUUGACUUUGACGUGGUAAAAAUGGUCCGCUGGCGCAGAGCCGAGAAGAAAAUAAAAAAAGGUUGUGUUUGUUUGAGACGUCUGUGGUCACCUGAUGAAAGCUUUCUCAUCCCGACAUGUGUGUUCCUUCUCCACACAAACACACAAACACACACACACACACACAACGACUUCUCCAGUGUUUAGUGUUUGCUGAUGAUGAUGAUGAUGAUGAUGGGCUGAAUAUCCGGUGAUUCAUGGACUACAACCAAAAGGUGUUGAUGUCGAGGUCGUCAAUGCAUGCCUGAUAUGUUUGAUGUUGAAACCGAAUCAGAUUUUAAAAAAAGAGAAAAAAGAAAAACAAAAAAAGAAGUAAAAAAAAAAGAAUCCUCACAGCACAGUCGAUUCCACCUGUCUGCUCUGAAUUGUACCGUUUCUGAUUUUCCUUUUCUUCCCGUUCCGUUACUCGGAUACUUUCUCACACGGCAGAAUAUGGCUUUGAUCGGUUUCUUAUUUUCCUGGAAACUUAUGGGAGAAAAAGAAGAGUAUAUAUUUAAAAAAAAAAAAAAAGAAAAAUACUUGUUUGGGGGGAAAAAAACAGGAAGCAUGUAUGUUUUCUACUGUUUGUACUCGGUAUAUUCAUGUUGCCCUUGCUGCUUAUGUGCCAACGUUGUGGGAGAGAUUUACAUUUGGCCACUCAUGCAACUAUUCUGUGGUGUUGUCCAAGAAUGUAUCAACAUGAAAUAAAAACAUUUGGUUAUUUUUUUUAUAUAUA